CGCGAGACAACGGUUUCUUCCUUCCUAUCCGAGAGUUCCAUACCUCAACGACCCAAGCAUCAUAAAGUCAAGAUGUUUUCCUCGAAUAAAAGGCAGAAUCUUAGAAUGAGGUGGAUCAUAUUGGUGAUGCUAUGCUGUAAAAAGGAUGCCAAUGCGGCGUAGUUGAGCGACUAACCACCAACAACUUUUGCGGCAACGAAGAACACUUCAACGAAAUUUACGAUUCUAACAUUAUUAUUCCUUUAGACUAACGAGGGAGCAGCUAUAUUGCAGGAGUGAGCGUUCGCAAUUCCAUCAUGGCAUCGGAUGAAGCAGAUAAACGAAUAGGGACUCAUGUUCCAUUCUCUAAAGCUAUAAAAACGGAGAAACUCGACUCACAUACAUAUAGAGUCAAUCUAAAUGAAGCGUUCUGCAUUGGUUCGGUCCCCAAUGGUGGCUGUGUAGGCUCGUGUAUGCUCGCUACGGCUAGUGCGUAUCUCUCAUCUCGCAACCAGCCCGACACACUAACUGCGCACUUCGAAUAUCCUGGCAGGACUGCUGUCGGACCUGCUAUCGUCGUGGUUGAUGACGUGAAACCGGGUCGGCAACUAUCUAUAAUUCAUCUCACUCUUUGGCAAGGUGGACUUCUAGCAGAAGCGCCGUGGGUCGAUCGCGCGGUAUCGCGACGUGCCGUACUUGCCUACGCAACGCAUACAAACCUGCAAACAUUCACUGGCAUGACAUGGCCAACGGGCUGGAAAGUCACUGCUGAAGCUACGCUACCACCCACGCCGGAUUUUAAGGUGCUUAAAACCGAAGGCGUGGAUCAGACAUGGGAAGAGUAUACACUACCAAAAUCUUCCGCAUCCUUGUGGCGCUCACUCUGCAAUUGGCGUUUUUAUCUGCCCCGCAAAGGACCCUUAACACCGGGUGUGCUAGACAUGUGGUUAUGUACGGCUAGCGGUGAGCGGAUCACGCAAAAAGCCCUACCGUAUGUAGUGGACUCGUUCCCGUUCAAUAUGCAUAGGUUCCUUGUCGCGCCAGAGCUGCUCGCUCUCCUUGAAGCUCCUCCAGCUCAGGGCUCUGAUGGAGACGCCAGGGCGAAGGAAGUCCGGGAGAAAGACCAACAGCGCGCCAGUUUAUGGUACCCGACUGUAGUAAUGAACAUAGAGGCCAAAGCGGCGCUACCGGAAGAGGGUGUUGAAUGGUUAAAUGUAAGGAUAACGUCAAAGCAGAUUAUGGACGGGAGAUUUGAUCUCGAUAUAUUGGUAAGGGAUACGGAAGGCGAGUUGGUAUCACUAAGUCAUCACGUCGCGUUGGUUCUGAGUAUUGAAAGAAACACAAAGAGGGCCCCGCCAGCCCUGUGAACACGCAAUGCCGUAGGGGACUUCGUGUGACUUAUAGCAGCCUACCUAAAGUAGUUGACGAAGCACUAAAUACAAGCCCUAAUUAGCU
Molecule: messenger RNA, 1434 nt
Organism: Hypoxylon trugodes
Lineage: Eukaryota; Fungi; Ascomycota; Sordariomycetes; Xylariales; Hypoxylaceae
Product: thioesterase family protein
Exons: 3
Coding region: 297-1346 (349 amino acids)
Source: RefSeq, a predicted model, not a curated record